AUGAUGAUGAUGAAGGUAGAAGAGCUGGUGACUGGGAAGAAAGCGGAUGAUAAAGAGACUGGCAGCUUCCUCCCUGAGGACUUCAAAAAUGGAGAGUAUGAAGCUGCUGUUAGAUUAGAGAAGCAGGAGGACCUGAAGACAAUCUCUGAACAUUCACUUUCCCGAGAUGACCUGACUUAUGAGAAGGAGAAAAAGCGAGAAGCAGAGCUGAAGAAGAAGAAAUUAGAGGAAAGGUCAAAACUUGAAAACUUGGAGGACCUUGAAAAAAUUAUUCAGCUGAAGAAGAAGAAGAAAUGCAGGAAAGUGAAAGCACCCGUUGUAAAGGAGUCUGAACCAGAAGUUAUUACAGGACCAGUGGAUAUACCCACAUUCUUUAGAGCCGCACUGGAGAAUAAGUUGCCAGUAAUUGAAAAAUACCUGUCAGACAAAGGAGAUCCAAAUGUCUGUGAUGAGUACAAACGUACUGCGCUGCACAGGGCAUGCUCUGAAGGACAUCUAGAGGUGGUGAAAAAGUUGGUGGAUGCUGGAGCCCGGCUCGAACAGAAAGACAUGCUCGAAUCUACCGCCCUGCACUGGGCAUGCCGGGGAGGGAAUCUGGACGUUCUGAAAUUCUUACUGGACAAAGGGAUAAACAGAAACGCAAGAGACAAGCUGCUCAGCACCCCUUUGCACGUGGCUGUGAGGACGGGUCAGUACGACUGCGGGGAGCACCUCAUCGCCUGUGAAGCGGAUCUCAAUGCCAGGGACAGAGUGAGUACCGACAGCUUCUUACCUGUCAGCCCUCAGGUGGCACCAAGCUGCCAUCUGCCUCGAUAUCUGACCCGCUACAAAAUGAUCAGGCUACUGAUUCUGUACGGAGCGGAUCUAACUGUAAAGAACUGCCAAGGGAAGACGCCUAUGGAUCUUGUUCUCCAGUGGCAGAAUGGCACCAAAGAGAUAUUCAACAGCUUGAAAGACAACUCCUAUAAGAGUGUCCACCUAGGCAAGUUCUGA
Molecule: messenger RNA, 993 nt
Organism: Mesitornis unicolor (brown roatelo)
Lineage: Eukaryota; Metazoa; Chordata; Aves; Mesitornithiformes; Mesitornithidae
Gene: ANKRD1
Product: ankyrin repeat domain 1 (cardiac muscle)
Exons: 9
Coding region: 1-993 (330 amino acids)
Biological process (GO): regulation of transcription by RNA polymerase II
Cellular component (GO): nucleus
Molecular function (GO): RNA polymerase II-specific DNA-binding transcription factor binding
Source: RefSeq, a predicted model, not a curated record